CGGAAUCUAGGUGGGGCCCGCGCCGCGCCCCCGCGGCCAGCCCCGAGCCGCGUCCUCCCGGAGCCGCCUCCCCGCGGCCUCUUCCCUUUUGUCGUGCUCCCCGCACUCCAGGGCCACUCUCCGCCGGCGUCCGAGCCCCGCGCGCUGCUCUCCUCCGCGCCGCCACCGUCAAGAUGCUGCGCUGCGGCCUGGCCUGCGAGCGCUGCAGGUGGAUCCUGCCCCUGCUCCUGCUCUGCGCCAUCCCAUUCGACAUCAUUGCGCUGGCCGGCCGCGGAUGGCUGCAGUCGAGCAACCACAUCGAGACAUCCUCGCUGUGGUGGAAAUGUAAUGAGGAGGGUGGCGGCAGCGGGUCCUACGAGGAAGGCUGCCAGAGUCUCAUGGAAUAUGCGUGGGGGAGGGCAGCUGCCGCCAUGCUCCUCUGCGGAUUUAUCAUCCUGGUGAUCUGUUUCAUCCUCUCCUUCUUUGCCCUCUGCGGACCCCAAAUGCUUGUCUUCCUGAGAGUGAUCGGAGGCCUGCUGGCCCUGGCUGCUGUGUUCCAGAUCAUCUCCCUGGUAAUCUACCCUGUGAAGUACACCCAGACCUUCAACCUGCACGCCAACAUUGGUGUCACUUACAUCUAUAACUGGGCCUACGGCUUCGGGUGGGCGGCCACGAUUAUCAUGAUCGGCUGUGCCUUCUUCUUCUGUUGCCUCCCCAACUAUGAAGAUGACCUCCUGGGCAACGCCAAGCCCAGGUACUUCUACACAUCUGCCUAAGGUGGGGAAUGAGCAGGAGAAAAUCGCUGCUGCCGAGAUGGAUUCCAGAGAAAGAAACUGUUUUCCCCGGAAGACUUUGAACCUAUUUUGGGGGGCGGUGUCAUAUCAUUAAACUCUACUCAAAAUGCUAAAGUGAUUUGGGAGAAAAAUAUUUUUUAAGUGGUGUGAUAGUUUCAUAUUCAUCUUUUAUAUGUGUUUUGUAGAGUUAAAUAAGACUGACUUCUUUUAACGAAUUACCUAUAAUACGCCAAUAUUUCCUUGUAACUAUACAUAUCAUUUAUAUGGCAUUUGUAAAAGAACAUGAGUAUGAAACUUACCACAUAAUUUAUAAGGUAAAAAUGAGAAGGCUUCAAAGAUUUAAGUAAUCUGAUCAGAUUUCUGUUUUUCCCAGAUGGAAUGGACUAGGUCUAUUAAGGGCUCAGGAGAGAAGGGCGAUAUUGGUAAAAAAUUGUCAGUGAGCAAAUAUCCUAAAAGAAAUGCAAAAAAUAAAUACUGUUUUCAAGCCCUCAGCUCUUUAAAGAUGCACAAUAGUUUCCUAAAUGCAUAUCAUUUGUGAGCAUUUCUAAUUAAUAUCGUGAAUAACUGAUUUGGGGCUCAGCUUCCCAGUAACUUGAUAUGGCAUCUAGGAAAGUAUUCUUUCAUGACCAAAGCCUGUUGCAGUAGUAAGGUGUACUUAAGUAGUGAAAUGUUAAGAUGAAAAUUUCUCUUUUAAAGGGGGUUUAUAGGGUUGGGGUGCGGUAAAAUGCUUUAUUAGUACUGUUUGGUGUCUAUAUGUUCUAGCCCAGAGUAGGCUGGAUUGCAAGAUGGACUGGUCUAAUUCAACAUGACUGAUGGAUAUGAUUAGGAAUUUUUCAUCUUAGGUUUGACUGGACUCUAAUCAUAUAGACACAGCUUCUGAUAGAUUGCAACUGUAAGCAAAAAGUGAAAUAGAGCUGAAAACCUGGUUUUCCUUGACAAACAGAUUUAAAAUAUCUGAUGUAAAACAUGCAACAGGAGAAUUCAGGGAUAUGGGAUUUCUCUGAAUGGCAAACAUGAUAUAUGCAUGGAUUAUUAUUUUUUUUUACUAUUUGUACUUACCUAAUGAAAACCAAUUCAUUUUAUAUAUCAAAUUAUUAUUUUGUAAGUUGUGAAAAUAAACAGUUGCAGUUUUCAUAAUGAUUUUUUCCCAAUAAACCAGGUGUUUUAAUCUUG
Messenger RNA from Vicugna pacos (alpaca), 1946 nucleotides. It is a transcript of the gene PERP, whose product is annotated as p53 apoptosis effector related to PMP22. Gene Ontology annotation, biological process: cell-cell adhesion. The record is from RefSeq and is a predicted model, not a curated record. Gene Ontology annotation, cellular component: membrane; cell-cell junction. NCBI's taxonomy places the organism in Eukaryota, Metazoa, Chordata, Mammalia, Artiodactyla, Camelidae.